Molecule: messenger RNA, 4306 nt
Organism: Pomacea canaliculata
Lineage: Eukaryota; Metazoa; Mollusca; Gastropoda; Architaenioglossa; Ampullariidae
Product: anaphase-promoting complex subunit 4-like
Exons: 3
Coding region: 1236-3572 (778 amino acids)
Biological process (GO): positive regulation of mitotic metaphase/anaphase transition; protein K11-linked ubiquitination; anaphase-promoting complex-dependent catabolic process
Cellular component (GO): nuclear periphery; anaphase-promoting complex
Molecular function (GO): protein binding
Source: RefSeq, a predicted model, not a curated record
AAUCGAAUCUUUUAAUAAGAAUUGAUUAUCGUCGCACCUCAAAUUUUGUUAGUUUCGCACAUGAACGUGUAUUAGUUCGUGGUUUUGCAUGCAUCAACACAUCGAUGAUGUAAAUAUUUACCUUUAGGCAGAUUUCCUGAUGUCAGAUGUCGUCUGGGCAGAUAAUGCGUUUCAUCUUUUAGUCUUAGUAGGCCUAAUUAUAAACUGAUUAGAUUAUUAUCGCAGCAGUCGCACUCGCAGCAUUAGAAACUUUAUAUUGCCUACUGCUUACAAUAAUUAGUUAAAAUGUUAAUCGUAACCGGAUUUAUCUGUUUCACAUUGUUGUUGACUGACCGACGGUUAUACCACGAACUAAUGAAUUAAAGUGUUUGGUAAAGAUGUACACACGAAUAUAUAUAUAUGUCCAUGGUUAUACUUUAUAGUCGCGGCUUUAUUUUUAAAUCCUAAAAACUAUUGUCAAUUAGUCUGUUUCUUUUUAUGAUUCCCGGGAGAGAAAAGAAGUUUACGAGGAGUCUACAGAGAACUUCCAUAAUGUCUGAUUUAGGUCGGGGAAGUGGAGCGCAAUCAGUUGAGACUGACGGUUUCAUCUCUCGCCUAUUUUUGUCAUAUGAAUGUUCCUCGAGGUCUUAAAUUGUGCUUGGUUUAUCCCGUUUAUUAACCAUCAUAUUAUUAAUGCUGGGAUUUUCAAAGGUAUGGUGAAGACACUGACAAAAGUUCUUCCCCUCUCCAGUAUUUCACUGCUGCAAAGGAUGUUCAGUCAUGUAUUUGUGUGUACAUCUUAACCAAACACUUUAAUUCCUUAAUGGAAUAUCUCUCUCUGUAGCUGAUUCGGGGGGCCGGUCAUUUCACCCCAAGACCAUUUCGUCCCACACCAAAAACCAAUUCGUCUCAAGCCCAAAAGGCAAUAGAUCACCGAUAAAUAAAGUAACUAUUAACGUCAAAUAUUACCAAAAGAGCUAUAUAUCUAAAGAUCGGGAUUAUACAAUAUUGUAUGAUUUCAAUAGCUCUGUCGCUGAGGUUUGGGGGAGCACUCAUUUCAUUUCCAGAUACUCAAGGGAGAUCACGCCUAUGCUUCAUCCCUGACGAGAAUGGCCGCCUGCUGAGGAUGGGGUAACGCCAAAAAUUGUGCUUUACCAAAACAAGUUAUAUAUAAAGUAGGCAACUGGUUUGGACAUUAAUUGAGAACUCACGGUGCAACAUAGAAUACUCUUGAGGCUUAACAGAAAAAGUUUGCAAUGCCCGAAGAAUCUUUCAAGCUUGUUGACGAAAAGCAUGUAUCCACCGAAGUGGAUAUGAUGCUAUGGUCACCUAAGCUGGAUUUGAUCGCCUUGGCGACAUCACAUGGUGAAGUGGUUCUGCAUCGCCUUUCGUGGCAGAAGGUGUGGACUCUUCCAUCGCUUGGGGAGGAAGAGAAGAUAGGAGGAAUGGCAUGGCGCCCAGAUGGCAAAGUUUUGGCUGUAGGCUACCUGUCAGGGAAACUAAAGCUGUGCGACGUAGAGAAGGGAGAGGUGCUACACGAUGCCAGCGUGGAAGGGGAAAUAACAUGCAUGAGUUGGAUUGCACAGUAUUUACCCGACGGCAGCACAUGGACAGCUGAUCCCUACAAGGAAGACAAUUCUAUGCAGUUUUUGCCAAAAGUCCAGCCACUCAACAAGCAUCACAGUGAAGGAUCGGUCUCCAAAGGUGCCGUGGAAGAGGUGGUUGAAGAUGGAAAAAAGCUGAAAGAUCAGAAAGAGCUGAACUUUUUGGUGCUUGGUACAAACAGGGAUGUUGUGCAUCUGAUCGCCUAUGGCAUUUUUAGAGUGGCAUCAGUAACAUUUGUAAUUCAGGAUGGAUCACAAGAACGACGGGUGUGCUCUGCUAUAAUAACAGAAGAUCUGUGCUCACUGUCAUUUGUUGUUGAGUCAACCUCAGAUGAAUCAGAUGAAAUUGACUACUACCUUCUUACUUUUGACACUAAGAUUUUGAUGAUGAGACACAAGGAGAUUCGAUUGAUGGCACUACAGUAUGGACAAGUGCUCAUGCUCAUAGAGCAUUUGCAGACAACAGUGACUCAGAUGUCAGAGGCAUGGGAAGAUAUUCUGACUGAGAUGGAUGCUAAGCUACUGAAGUUUGCUGAAGAAAAAUGUCGCAGUGCACAAGGAACUGUGUCUAAUGACUUCUUGGAACUUUUGCUGUUUGGAACUCCAAGUGUAGAGUUACAAAACUUUCUGUUGCAUGAGUUGACAGAGAAGGGCCUUAAAAAAUUAGGUUUCUCAAUUGAAACAUCUUACUCAAAUAUUCAGAAACUAGUAGUAAAACAUUUACAGACUGCCAGCCAAGCUCUAGUCUUUCACCUGACGUAUCUGCAAGGUAUGGCCCGGUGGCAUGAUCAUUUUGGAGUCUUAGGGCUUGAUGCAGAUUCUAUUCAGGAAUCCAUAAAAGCUGCAGGGUCACUGGUAAUAAGUGCUUAUGACCUUCAGCAGGUCAUUGAUAGUAGCAUAAAAAACUUUAAAGCAUUCUUCCGUUGGUUAUAUGUUGUUAUUUUGCGAUUGUCCAAGGAGGACAUACCUUCAGAGCUGAGUAAGAUGACACAACAUGAUGUCAGCUUUGUAGCAGAGUUUUUGAGAGAUAACUUCAGUCACUUUAUACCAGAAGAGAAUUCAUUAUUUUCAGAUGAUAUGUAUGGACAAAAAUCUGCCUCAUCAUUAGCAGGCAAGGAGGGGCGAUCAGGUUUUAAGCUGGAAAAAGUAGGCCAGUACCUCAAGCGUGAAGACUUGACUCAUCCAUCACAUAUGACCAAUAAUCCAUGGGUGCAGUUUGUAAACACUUCACCAGCACUAUCUGACAGUCCUCAUCUGUAUCCAACGCCAAGCACAAAGUCCUUGCUGCAGCUACAGGAUGCUAUGGAGCAGGCAGUGCAGUCGGCUCUUCAGCGUCCACUGAAUGUCAUCACUCCAUCACUUCGCUGCACUGUGAUCUACCACCUUUUUACAAUUACUUCUAGUGAGGCAGGUGCAUUCCACCAGCAUGCUCAGCCUAGGGUGUGUCAGUUUACAGACCCAGGUGCCAGCCAGUCUAUCACUGUAUUUACUGCAAACUUCCUGCCUAAUGAUGUAUUCUACAUCCUUCGCCAGACAACUGACUCACACUGUGAAAAUGCUCCUGACGGUCGUUCAGCACUGGUGCAGUUUCCAAUAUUGUCUGUUGCCCCUUCAGCUUACUGCAGCAUCAACACAGCAGAAAAUAUCAUCAAUAUGACGACACUGCAGCAUCUGCCUAUUGGUCAGCUGUUGCCCAGCAAUGCACUGCAGCAUUUGCAGCACAUGAAGGCUCACUCACUUGCUGUCAGUGGCUCUCGUAAAACAGCCACAGUUUUGUUUCAAUCUCGUCGUCGUGUUCGCAUUUUCUUAAUGGAGGCAGAAGAGGAAGAUGAGGAAGAAGAGGAAGAAGAGAGGGAAAAGGAUGAGAGCUGGAUGAUGCAACCCAGCAGCUGGCAGUUGACAGACAUGUCACAUGUCAGUGCCAGUGAGAAUGAGAGUGAUGAGAACAAAGAAAACACCAGCACCUCUGGCUGUGGUGCAGAUGUAUGAGCUAAAUGAAGUUUUUGUAACGACAGACAAUUGAUGGAUGUAUUAUGGUGCCUAGAGCAGUAUAAGGUGUGGGUUCCAAAAUUUCAAAGGAUUACGGAGGUGCAAAAUUUUGUUCUCAUGAUUACUAAAGCUUAAUGCAUGGUACUAUUUCCCCAAAUUAGGGUGAAUACGUAUGUUUCAGUCUUGAGACAUUGCUGUCAACACCAUUGUGCAUGGAGAGGCCAAAAUUGAGACGUCAUGAUAGGCCUAAUUAAUAUGAGUUAUGAGCUCUUCCAUGGCUGAGGCCUUCCCAGCGUAAACAUAUUGAUAAACUAUCAUCAUGUCUGUGUUCUUGAUCCUCUUUCUGUGGGUGGUGAUAUUUUCUUAAAAAUGGAUUUUGUUUUUCAGUCAUAAAAAUCAUAGAGUUCAGUGUAUAUUAGAUUUAAGAUGGUAGCUUGAGAAUUGAAAGUGAAGAUGUUAAAAAAAUAUAAAUGCUGGUCUGGUAGAAACAGCUAUUAUCUUGUGAUGUACAAAGUAGAGGAGACACUGUUUAUGUUUCUGUUAUUGUUGCUUUAUUUCUUUGAAACAUUUGAAGGAGAGAAUAUGGAAAAGACUGAUGUAUUUUUUGUGUGCUGAUUUCAGUACUGACUUAUCAGCUAUGUUAUUUAACAACAGCACUUGAAUAUAUCUUUUGGGUUUGAAAUUUUGGGGAUAAAUGUGUAUUACCACAUUAAACACCAACACAUCAAAUGAAA